AUGCAGAGGAUGAACUUGGUGAGGGUCCAGUGCACCCAGAGCCAUGUCCUCUGCCUCACCUUCCUGUCUCCACCUGCUGCCCAGUGCGACACGAGCCCAGUGCUGCGAGGCUUCGGGGUCUUACAGCUAUUAGGGGAAGAUUAUGGAGUUUUAACACUGAAUGCGGAGAAUACUAAUUAUGCCUGCCAAGUUCCAAACUUCCAUAAAUGUGAAAUCUGUCUGCUGUCUUUCCCAAAAGAGUCCCAGUUUCAACGCCACAUGAGGGACCAUGAGCGAAAUGACAAGCCACACCGAUGUGACCAGUGUCCCCAAACAUUUAAUGUUGAAUUCAACCUGACACUUCAUAAAUGCACCCACAACGGGGAAGACCCUACGUGUCCUGUGUGUAACAAGAAAUUCUCCAGAGUGGCCAGUCUCAAGGCCCACAUUAUGCUGCACGAGAAGGAAGAGAACCUCAUCUGCUCUGAGUGUGGGGACGAGUUCACGCUGCAGAGUCAGCUAGCUAUCCACAUGGAGGAGCAUCGGCAGGAGCUGGCUGGGCGUCAGACGCACACGUGCAAGGCCUGCAAGAAGGAGUUUGAGACGCCGGCCCAGCUCAAGGAGCACGUGAAGACGCAUUACAAAAUCAGGGUCUCAGGUCCAAGGUCGUACAACCGCAACAUUGACAGAAGUGGAUUCACCUACUCGUGCCCUCACUGUGGGAAGACCUUUCAGAAGCCCAGCCAGUUAACACGGCAUAUUCGGAUACACACAGGUGAAAGGCCCUUUAAAUGCAGUGAAUGUGGGAAAGCUUUUAACCAGAAGGGGGCACUGCAGACACACAUGAUUAAGCAUACUGGUGAAAAGCCCCAUGCCUGUGCCUUCUGCCCUGCCGCCUUUUCUCAGAAAGGAAACCUUCAGUCACAUGUACAGAGAGUCCACUCGGAGGUCAAGAAUGGCCCGACCUACAACUGCACAGAAUGUAGUUGUGUAUUUAAGAGUCUAGGCAGCUUAAAUACACAUAUCAGCAAGAUGCACAUGGGGGGGCCCCAGAAUCCAGCAGGUGCCAUAGAAGCUGUACAGGUCCUAACGGCCACACUCUUUCAGACUUUACCUCUCCAGCAGACAGAAGGCCAGGUCCCAGCCUCGUGCGGCCAGCAGGGCUCCCAAGCCGUCACGGAUGUCAUCCAGCAGCUUCUGGAGCUCUCAGAGCCAGGGCCCGCGGAGGCUAGCCCACCAGCCCAGCCGGGCCAGCAGCUGAGCAUCACAGUGGGCAUCAACCAGGAUAUCCUGCAGCAAGCCUUAGAAAACAGUGGGCUGUCUUCAAUUCCAGUUGCAGCUCAACCUAACGACCCCAGCCACACCAAGACGCCCGCCACCCAGAUCCAAUGUCCGCACCUCGUCACUGCUCCUGGCGAGCCAGCUGAGCCGAUGGAAGCGGAGCGAGAGAAAGAUCCUGAGACCCCCGAGAAGCUGGAGAAAAGAGAAAAGAAGGCUGCCAAGAAGAGACCACCUUUCUUACCUGGAUCCAUUCGUGAGGAGAACGGAGUCAGGUGGCAUGUGUGCCCUUACUGCACGAAGGAGUUUAAGAAGCCCAGUGACCUGGUACGUCACAUCCGUAUCCACACGCAUGAGAAACCCUUCAAGUGCCCGCAGUGCUUCCGGGCCUUCGCUGUGAAGAGCACGCUGACGGCACACAUCAAGACGCACACGGGAAUCAAGGCCUUCCAGUGCCAAUGCUGCAUGAAGAGCUUCUCCACCUCAGGGAGCCUCAAAGUGCACAUCCGCCUGCACACAGGCGUUAGACCAUUCGCUUGUCCUCACUGUGACAAAAAGUUCCGAACCUCAGGCCACAGGAAGACGCAUGUUGCCUCACAUUUCAAGCACACCGAGCUCAGGAAGAUGAGGCACCAACGCAAACCUGCAAAGGGCCGUGUGGGCAAGAGCAGCCCGCUGGUGCCGGACAUUGCUUUGCAGGAACCAAUUCUCAUCACUGACUUAGGUCUUAUCCAGCCUAUUCCAAGAAACCAGAUUUUUCAAAAUUAUUUCAAUAAUAAUUUUGUCAAUGAAGCAGAAAGACCAUAUAAGUGCUUUUAUUGUCAUCGAGCAUAUAAAAAGUCAUGCCACCUUAAACAGCACAUCAGGUCGCACACAGGAGAGAAACCUUUCAAGUGCCCUCAGUGUGGUCGAGGCUUUGUAUCCGCGGGCGUGCUCAAGGCGCACAUCCGCACCCACACGGGCCUCAAGGCCUUCAAGUGUCUCAUCUGCAGUGGCGCCUUUACCACCGGCGGCAGCCUGCGCCGCCACAUGGGGAUCCACAACAACUUGCGGCCCUACAUGUGCCCCUACUGCCAGAAGACCUUCAAGACCUCCCUCAACUGCAAGAAGCAUAUGAAGACCCACAGGUACGAACUGGCCCAGCAGCUUGAGCAACAUCAGCAAGCUGCCUCCAUCGACGACAGCACCGUGGACCAGCAGGGCAUCCACGUGUCUGCUCAGAUGCACGUGGAGAUUGAGAGUGAUGCGCUGCCGCAGGCGCCCGAGGAGGUCACCACGAAUCCCGAGGCCAUCCUGGCGCUGGAGCCGCAGCACGUCGUGGGCACCGAGGAGUCUGCGCUCGGCCAGCCGCUGCCAGACCAGCCUCUGGAUGCAGACGAUGAUCGGUUCGUGGCCCCUCAGCCUCCGCUGCCCGGGCACAUGGAACCAUUCGAACAGCAGACCCCUGCCCCGCAGGCCUUCGAGCCGGCAGCCUUGUCGCAAGGCUUCACAGUGGCUGACACGUACAGUCAGCAGCCUCAGUUUCCCCCCGUCCAACAACUGCAGGACUCCAGCACUCUGGAAUCUCAAGCCCUGUCGGCCAGCUUCCACCAGCAGACCCUGCUUCCUGUCCCUGGCUCGGAUGCCAUCAGUGUGACGACCCGUUUGAUCCCGGAACCAUCCCAAGAGGAACCGGACCUGCAGACACCGCGGCCCCAGUUCCUAGAGGAAGGAGAGGACCACAGCCGGCGUUCCUACAGGUGUGACUACUGUCACAAAGGGUUCAAGAAGUCCAGCCACCUAAAGCAGCAUGUGCGGUCCCACACGGGCGAGAAGCCAUACCAGUGCAAGCUCUGCGGGCGAGGCUUUGUCUCCUCGGGGGUCCUGAGGGCGCACGAGAAGACGCACACAGGUGUGAAAGCCUUCAGCUGCAGUAUCUGCAACGCCUCCUUCACCACCAACGGCAGCCUCACCAGACACAUGGCCACACACAUGAGCAUGAAACCUUACAAGUGUCCCUUCUGUGAGGAGCGCUUCCGAACCACCGUCCACUGUAAGAAGCACAUGACAAAGCAGCAUAUGUCCCCUGCUGCCGCGCCCAGCACCGGAGAGUCUGAAGGAGGAGAGGUUUACAUGGAGGAAGAGGAGGAAUGUCCAGAGAGGAGCACAUCUAGAAAAUCACGUCCUGAGGUCAUCACUUUCACUGAGGAAGAAACAGCACAACUGGCCAAAAUUCGUCCCCGAGAGAGUGCCACCGUCUCUGAGAAAGUUCUUGUCCAGUCUGCAGCGGAGAAGGACCGCAUUAGCGAGAUGAAGGACAAGCAGGCGGAACUCGACUCUGAACCGAAAUAUGCCAACUGCUGCACCUACUGCCCCAAGAGCUUUAAGAAGCCCAGUGACCUGGUCAGGCACGUUCGGAUCCACACUGGGGAGAAGCCAUACAAGUGUGAUGAAUGCGGGAAGAGCUUCACGGUCAAGUCCACACUCGACUGCCACGUAAAGACACACACAGGUCAGAAGCUCUUCAGCUGCCAUGUCUGCAGCAAUGCCUUCUCCACCAAGGGGAGCCUGAAGGUGCACAUGCGUCUGCACACGGGCGCCAAGCCCUUCAAGUGCCCGCUCUGUGAACUGCGCUUCCGCACGUCGGGCCGCAGGAAGACACACAUGCAGUUCCACUAUAGGCCUGACCCCAGGAAGGCCAGGCGGCCGCUGACCCGAAGCUCCUCGGAGGGGCUGCAGCCCGUGAGCAUGCUCAGCCCCUCCUCCUCGGACUCCAAUGUGUUCAUCAUGAACAACUCUGUCCUCACCACCAGCCAGUUCGAUCCAAAUUUGCUUCAACAAGGACUCAUGAGCCAGGCAAUUCUGCCCGCUUCUGUGUCUGCUGGCGGGGACUUGACGGUGUCACUGACAGAUGGUGGCCUGGCCACCCUCGAGGGUAUCCAGUUACAGUUGGCGGCUAACUUGGUUGGACCCAAUGUCCAGAUCUCUGGGAUCGAUGCCUCCAGUAUCAACAACAUCACCUUACAGAUCGACCCAAGCCUCCUGCAGCAGUCUCUGCAGCCAGGCCACAUGCUGACCCAGCAGCUGGUAGGGGAGCCCAGCCCAACCCCCCAGAGCAGCUCGCUCCAGAGCCCAGACAGCGCCGGCCCAGCCAGUGUGGUCAUCCAGCCCAUCUCAGGCCUGUCCCUGCAGCCCCCAGUGACCUCGGCGAACCUGACCCUUGGCCCGCUGUCUGAACAGGGUUCCGUGCUGACCAGCAGCAGUGGGACCCAAGACCUCUCUCAGGUGAUGACUCCUCAGGGGCUCGUGUCCACGUCCAGCUGUCCUCACGAGAUCACCCUGACCAUUAACAACUCCAGCCUCAGCCAAGUGUUGGCCCAGGCAGCCGGCUCUUCCGCGGCCACGUCGUCCGGCUCCCCGCAAGAGAUCACCCUCACUAUAUCAGACCUCACAGCUGCCCCAGGGAGCCUGCCUUCUACUACACCCAUGUCUCCAUCCACCAUAGCCACACAGAACCUGGUCAUGGCAUCGUCUGGGGUGGGAGGUGACGCCAGCGUCACGCUUACGCUGGCCGACACUCAGGGCAUGCUCUCCGGAGGCCUGGACACGGUGACACUGAACAUCACCUCACAGGGCCAGCAGUUCCCGGCCUUGCUCACAGACCCAUCGCUCUCGGGCCCGGGCGGUGCAGGCUCCCCGCAAGUGAUCCUGGUGAGCCACACACCGCACACAGCCUCAGCGGGCUGUGAAGAGCUGGCGUACCAGGUGACGGAUGUCUCUGCGAACCUGACCCAGGGGAGCCCACCCGAGCAGGAGGGCCGGGCCCACCAGUGCCUGGAGUGUAGCCGUGCCUUCUCAUCGGCGGCCCUGCUGCUGCAGCACAGUAAGGAGGCGCAUGGACGUGAGCGCAUUCACGCCUGCCAGCUCUGCAGCAAGGCCUUUAAGCGGGCCACGCACCUCAAGGAGCACAUGCAGACUCACCAGGCCGGCCCGUCCCUGAGCUCCCAGAAGCCGAGGGUGUUCAAGUGCGACACCUGUGAGAAGGCCUUUGCCAAGCCGAGCCAGCUAGAGAGGCAUAGCCGCAUCCACACAGGGGAGCGGCCGUUCCAUUGCGCCUUGUGUGAGAAGGCCUUCAACCAGAAGAGCGCUCUCCAGGUGCACAUGAAGAAGCACACAGGCGAGCGGCCCUACAAGUGCGAGUACUGUGCCAUGGGCUUCACGCAGAAGAGCAACAUGAAGCUACACAUGCGCCGCGCACACGGCUACGCGGGGUCCCUGCAGGAGGCUGCUGCCCACCCAGAGCAGGAUGGGGCGGAGCUGGGCCGGACACUGCACCUGGAGGUACAGGAGCCAUCCGGCGAGUGGCCAACCCUGGCCAACGUGUUCUGA
Chrysochloris asiatica (Cape golden mole) is the source of this 5625-nucleotide messenger RNA. It is a transcript of the gene ZNF236, whose product is annotated as zinc finger protein 236. Bases 1 to 5625 code for a protein of 1874 amino acids. The record is from RefSeq and is a predicted model, not a curated record. Gene Ontology annotation, cellular component: nucleus. Gene Ontology annotation, biological process: regulation of transcription by RNA polymerase II. Gene Ontology annotation, molecular function: DNA-binding transcription factor activity, RNA polymerase II-specific; RNA polymerase II cis-regulatory region sequence-specific DNA binding. The transcript has 32 exons. NCBI's taxonomy places the organism in Eukaryota, Metazoa, Chordata, Mammalia, Afrosoricida, Chrysochloridae.